Nymphaea colorata (pocket water lily) is the source of this 690-nucleotide messenger RNA. Its product is annotated as tubulin-folding cofactor A-like. Gene Ontology annotation, cellular component: microtubule cytoskeleton; cytosol. NCBI's taxonomy places the organism in Eukaryota, Viridiplantae, Streptophyta, Magnoliopsida, Nymphaeales, Nymphaeaceae. The record is from RefSeq and is a predicted model, not a curated record. Gene Ontology annotation, molecular function: beta-tubulin binding. The transcript has 4 exons. Gene Ontology annotation, biological process: tubulin complex assembly; post-chaperonin tubulin folding pathway. The coding region runs from base 216 to 545 and encodes 109 amino acids.
GUCGAACUCGAGCUCUAUUCUGUAUAAUCGAGUCGAGCUUGUAUUAGGGAGCUGGACUCGAAUUCUCGAGCUCGAGUUGGGCAAGGUCGGGCUCGGCUCGUAUGCAGGCCUAAACUUCACUCAGAAUCCCUGCUAUUACUCUCUCUCUUGUAGUGGGUUUUUCUUCGAUCGUGCAUUUCUUCUUCCUCUGCUGCAUCAAAGAAUUCUAGGGCUACAUGGCAACCGUAAGAGAUUUGAAAAUUAAGACAAGUACUUGUAAGCGCCUUCUUAAGGAGCUUCACUCAUAUGAGAAAGAAGUUGAGAGGGAAGCUGCAAAAACAACUAACAUGAAGGAGAGUGGAGCUGAUCCUUAUGUUCUCAAACAACAGGAAAGUGUAUUAGCUGAGUCACGAAUGAUGAUACCUGAUUGUCGUAAACGCUUAGAGGCUUCACUGGCUGAUCUUCAAGGCAUAUUGGAAGAGUUCAAAGAAGAAAGCAAGGGAGGCGCAGAAAUUGAUGAAGCAGAGAAAGUUGUUGUGGAGAUUAAAACUUUGUUUCAGGGUUGAACAAGUUAAUGAGUAUUUUUCAUCCAACGUUUUUUGGUUGCCAGAUGCCCUGGUCCUUGUAAGCUUUUGAUUCUGGUACAAACUGCUUAACUGAUCUGGUUUUACUGCAGAAAGCAUCUGACUAUGAGGUGUUGUCUUUUCGGUA